GGUGCUGCUUCGUCUGUAAAGCUUACUUUUGUACCUGACUCGACGAUGUACAACUCCGCAUAGUUGACCUAUCGAACUUCGGCUAAAAAAUUAAAAACAAAAAAAAUUACGCGUCGUCGCAGGAUAUAGUACAAUAAAUAGUUCAAAUUCAGAGGGAAAUUAAUAAACAGGAUGAAGCGUUUAAGUAUCUGUUGAUGUUUUGUGCGAACAGUGUCGAUUCAGAGUCGAGCGCGCGAUACUGUGCUCAGUGAAGGAAACCAAGUGGACCAAUAAUUUUUUUUCCGGUGAAAUAAAUUAUUGGUAAUUACUUUUUGAAAGUUUACCGAAAUGGGUUGUGCUAUGUCUGCUGAGGAAAGAGCGGCUCUGGCGAGGAGCAAGCAGAUCGAGAAAAACCUGAAAGAAGAUGGGAUUCAAGCUGCCAAAGACAUCAAACUCUUACUACUCGGUGCCGGAGAAUCCGGAAAGUCGACGAUUGUAAAACAAAUGAAAAUUAUUCAUGAAAGCGGAUUCACGCCUGAGGAUUUCAAGCAAUAUCGGCCUGUAGUGUACAGCAACACAAUCCAAUCUCUAGUCGCAAUUCUUCGAGCAAUGCCAAAUUUAGGAAUCUCUUUUACGAACAACGAAAGGGAGGCCGAUGCUAAAAUGGUAUUCGACGUUAUUCAACGAAUGGAGGACACUGAAGCGUUUUCCGAAGAGCUCCUCGCGGCAAUGAAGCGGCUGUGGCAAGAUGCAGGGGUACUGGAAUGCUUCGGACGUUCCAACGAAUACCAGCUCAACGAUUCUGCCAAAUACUUUUUGGAUGACUUGGACCGUUUAGGUGCACGAGACUAUCAACCGACAGAACAGGAUAUUUUGCGGACAAGAGUCAAAACCACUGGAAUAGUGGAGGUUCAUUUCUCUUUUAAAAAUCUUAAUUUCAAAUUGUUUGAUGUGGGUGGACAGAGAUCUGAAAGGAAAAAAUGGAUUCACUGUUUUGAGGAUGUAACUGCCAUCAUUUUCUGUGUCGCCAUGUCGGAAUACGAUCAAGUUCUCCAUGAAGAUGAGACAACAAACCGUAUGCAAGAAUCGCUGAAACUUUUUGACUCAAUCUGCAACAAUAAGUGGUUUACGGACACGUCAAUAAUUCUUUUCUUGAAUAAAAAGGAUUUGUUUGAGGAGAAAAUCAAAAAAUCACCACUCACAAUUUGUUUUCCAGAAUAUGCUGGUGCUCAAGAGUAUGGAGAAGCGGCCGCUUACAUCCAAGCGCAGUUCGAGGCGAAGAACAAAUCCACUACAAAAGAAAUCUACUGCCAUAUGACUUGCGCUACCGAUACCAAUAAUAUUCAGUUUGUAUUCGAUGCUGUAACUGAUGUGAUUAUCGCUAACAACUUACGUGGAUGUGGUCUUUACUAAAUUUAAAAAAAAAAAAAAAUCAGUUGAAUUCUAUGGUUUGGCUGGUUGGAAUGAACAGUUAGUUAGUAGGUGUUGAUUCGUUUGUGUCUAUACAAAUCAUUAAUUUAACUCAACUAUUAUUUUUAAAAAAAAAUUGACAUUGAAUCAUGUACUAUAAAUAUUUUUUUAUUUCCUCUAAUAACGAUUCAUUUACACUGAAUGAAGCGUUUAUUUGUUCUACAAUAAAACCUUUUUAAAAAUGUACACAUUUCACAUUUAAAAAUAAUAUCAACUGAGCUAACUAACUGCGCAACCAAAGUGGUUACAAUAUGUGAUGUAAUUAUUAAGAUAAUUCUGUAUUUAAAUAUUUAAAAAAAAUAGUCAUAGAUUUAACUAAUUUCAUUUUUAGUUGGAAAUUGUGUGUUAUAUAUGCUUAUAAUGAUAAAUAAUUGAACAUAACUUGUGUUCCUUUCUAAGUAUAAAUUUUUACCUUUUAACUUAGGCAAUAAAUGAAGACCAAAUUUUUUAAACCCAUUGUUAAUUAGCACAACUUGCAUUAUUUGGAUAUUUCACACAAAAAAAAGAAGAAAAAAAGAAAAAUGAAAAAAAGCAUUUAUUAUGAUUAAAAUUUAAGAUUUCUAGUUUUUUUAUAAAUGUGUAAUUUAAAGCGAAAUUGAGUGUAAUUUUUGAGGAAAUUGUACAUUUUUGAACAAAAUAUUCACAUUGUGAUCAUUGAGUUUUCGCUUUGUUCGGAUAUUAGAGAGUUCUGUGUAGUUAAUAUUUUCCAGCCGAUCGAAUUAUUCCGCUAGCCUGUUUUUCUUUAUUUUUUUUGUUUUUGUUUUUUUAAUCGAUAUCCACAUUAUUGUCGUCAAACUAUGGAAUUUUACCCACAUUUAAUUGAAACAUCACCAAGUAAAAAUCAAGUAUCAGUGUAUAUUUUUUUCCUGUUUAUCUAUCUGAAUUAUUUUAUUUGUCAUUUUUUUCCUUAAAUGUAAAUCUAACCAAUUGGUCAGGCUAGUUUAAACCAAAUAUAGAUAUGGGAUAAUAAACGGGUUUUAUUUUCCCACUUGACUACAAAUAUUGGAAAAGAUAGCAGUUAUAUUUUGAAACGUUAAUUUUUUAACACUAUCAUAAUUUAGUAAGUGUUUUAUAUAUUAAAAAACUAUUGCAUUAAAUGUCCAAAUUAACCACCCUAACAAAUUGGGAUAUUUUUAUCAGGAUUAUAUUUUAUUUUGAUUCUUAGUAUCAUUCUUUAAAAACUCAAAACAAAAUUCAUUUAAACAUGUAUUAGAAUUGUAGUUACGUUCUAAAUAAAAUACAAAAGUAAACUAUUCUAUCAGUAUAACAUAAAAAAAUGAAUAAAAUGUGUGUCUUAAAAGCAAAUCUAUAAAAAAAAAAGUUAUCGUAUAAACAAUUGUCGGUUGCUUGUAGAAAAACGUCGAUUUUUUUUUUUAAUUGUUUAAAGAUAAUUGAUUAUUGAAUUUUAUAAUUAUUCCAGUAGUCUUAAAAUUUAUUUUAAAAAAUGAGAUUAAGCCAAGUAAUCACUUGAAUUCAUUGUUCAAUGAAUCAAAUCGAAUUAUUUAAAAAUUUUUGUCAAAAUGGUUGUAAUAAAGUAAAUGCCCCUUGAUAUAUUUAUAAAUAAUAAUUAUAGAAUUACAUCCUUCCUGUGAUUCGAUUUUUUUUUAAAUAUCCAUUUACAUAAACAGCACAAAAUUAUAUCAGCACAACUGUUCUAUUGUAAUAAGUUUUAUUCAAAGUUAUUUUUUCGCUUUAUUAAGUCCACCGAAAUAAUGUGAAAAAAAACCCCUUAAAUGUGCUAUGAAACCAUCAGGCCUGUUUAGUACAGAAUUCCCAUUCUAUAAUCACCAAAAUAUUGUUUUAUACAUCACGGUUAUUGUAUACAUUUUACUGGAUAAAUAAUCAAUUGUGAAUAUAUUACGUUUCUAUUAAUCUGCUUUGGAAAAAUUAAGACAAAAGCUUAAGCUAAGUUUUAUAAACUAAUUGUUGUAAUAACUACUAUAAUCACAUUCUAAAUUAACUGCAUAGUCAUAAAGAAUCAAUCUUAUAGAUAUAUUCUAGUCUCAUUUCUGGUGAAUUUUCUUUUUGUAAUAUAAAGUAAUUUAAUUGUUGAUUUUUAGCUUCUAUGUAUGUGGAAGAAUGAAAAAAUAUAAAUAUAUAAAUAAAUCUAAUUAUAAAUAAUAAUUACCUGUAAAUGUUAGCCUAUUGGAUAUGCAUCCGAAAAUUAUAAUAAAAAUGUAAAGGUAAUAAAAGUAACCCACCCUUACGAGAAAAAAAAGUUUUUAUGUUUUUGGUAUUUGCAUACCAAAUGUACUAAGUAUACACAAAGAUAUACUUUGGUAAUUAGUUGGUUUCUCUAAGGUGAAAGUUUCUUCAUUCGAGUAUAUGCUUCUUUUUGCUUAGCAAUAUUGAAGUGUGUACAAUUUUAUUUUUUCUGUUGCUGUUUGUUUUCUUUUCAUCUAAGUCAAUAUUUAUGUCAAUAUGUAUUACUUUUAUUGUAACUUAUAAUUGUCUCAAUAAAAAAAGAUGAAUUCAUUAA
This is a messenger RNA of Cimex lectularius (bed bug), 3928 nucleotides long. It is a transcript of the gene Galphao, whose product is annotated as guanine nucleotide-binding protein G(o) subunit alpha. Lineage: Eukaryota; Metazoa; Arthropoda; Insecta; Hemiptera; Cimicidae. Gene Ontology annotation, molecular function: GTPase activity; G-protein beta/gamma-subunit complex binding; GTP binding. Bases 328 to 1392 code for a protein of 354 amino acids. Gene Ontology annotation, cellular component: heterotrimeric G-protein complex. The transcript is spliced from 8 exons. The record is from RefSeq and is a predicted model, not a curated record. Gene Ontology annotation, biological process: adenylate cyclase-modulating G protein-coupled receptor signaling pathway.